UCACGAGAGUUUACGGAAGCGUAACCACCCACUGCAAAGAUGGAGGACGAUAUCUCAGAUGUGAGCAGACCACAAAUGUACUUAUUUGGUUGCACCCUGAAAUCGGACAAACGGGAGUUCAAAGUUGAUCUAGACGGCGAUGAAACGGAGCAGCAGCUGUCACUCAAAGCAGUGUGCCUGGGAGCUGAGGCUGAAGAUAAGUUCCACAUGGUGGAAGUUGAAGGCCUCACUUACGACGGGAAGACGACAAAAGUGCCGCUAGCUGUCCUUAAACCUUCCGUCCUGCCCUCUAUGAGUUUAGGUGGAUUUGAAAUUACACCUCCAGUUACCUUCCGUCUCCAGUCUGGUUCUGGACCAGUUCACAUCAGCGGGCAGCAUUUUAUUAGUGUGAAGGAUUCAGACGAUGAAGAGGAGGAGAACAACACGUCGCCGGUGAAGCGGCCUGCAAAUCUGCUGGCAGGGAAGAAACCCCCACUGAAAAAACUGAAGAUGGAUUCUGAUGACGACGACGAUGAUGAAGACAGUGAUGAAGAUGAUGACGAUGAUGACGACAGUGAUGAAAAUGAUGUGAAGCCACAGAAGAAUGUGGGAAAAGUGCUUAAAAAGAGCCCAGAGUCCUCACCCAAGAAGCCCAACAAGACUCCAGUGAAACAGAACGGCCCUGCAGGGAAAGCCUCAGGAUCAGCAGUCAAACCACAGAUUAAGACACCUGCCCCAGGAAAAGAUAAACCUCUGCCUGGCCCGUCUAAAUCUCUGACUGAGAUUAAGAGCAAGUUGUCAACUGCAGCCAAGGAGGGGAAGCCCCUUCCAAAGACGGAGCCGAAGUUUGAGAAUUACUUGAGAAGUGCUUUUAAAAUCUCAGACAAACAAGUGGUCAAGGAUCUUUGGAGUUUUGUGCAAACACUGAAGACUGAGAAGAAGUAACACACAUGCACCUUGAAGCAUUUUGUAUGUUUUGCGUCCUGCAAGGCAUUUAAAGGCACAGUCGGCGAGAUUUCCUACUCGGUUUCAUGCUGUCAGAACUGCUAAGGACUAUAAUCAGGUGGACUAAGUGCUGAAAAAUGGUAAAGCCAUCAAUGCAUAGUUUUAGAUGUCAAUGUCUUGUUUUUUUUUCCUCUAGAUGCAAAGCACUUCAUGGAGUUGGUUCUUGGGCUCAUUCGUGUUUAGCAGACUGUAGAUUUGUCGCGAGGGGAAGCUUCUUACAUGUUGCUACAAGAAAGGAAAAGGUUCUAAAAUUUACACUACCUGCAGGUUUAUGUAGCUGCUGUAAUAACUGAAUGUGCAAAUUAUUAGUUACUAACAAAACUCAAGUAUUUAAGACCAAAAACAGGCUGACUCAGAGCCUAAGCUAGUUAAUAGUUCUGUAGUACACCCUCUUGGCAAAACAGUAUUAUUUUCAUACCACCAGAAGGACACACCAAACACAAGUAUGCUCAAGAAAAAGUAAAAAAAAAAAAAAAAAAAUAAUAAUACUGUAGAAACCUGCAGCUGGUGUAACUCACAAUACAGAAGCUAUUCCUUUCUUUCCCUAUAGGUGGUGAUAUCCUCAUUAAGCAUCCCGCUUUCUUCGUGCACUGAAGAUGAUGUAGGUUACCUUGAAACAGCUGUUGAGUUGAACUUAACUGAUUCUGUGAUUCUGAAAACGUGUGCGAUUGGGUUUGAGGUGCUUCACAUCUGUGUGUCAAGUCAAUAUUGCAAUAGGAGAUAUUGCAGAAUGUGCCUUUAAAUAUCUCUACUGAAAACUGAGAUAAAUCAGAGCCCCGAUGUGUGUGAAUUUGAGCAGCGUGUACGUGGGUGGUCAAGACAGCUGAUAAAAGAAGACAGUUUGAUAAUUGGACAAUUUUCUAUCAUCAGCCAGUGACAGUAAGUGUUGUUUUUGUUAUUUCAGCUUUUCUGCAGUUAAAAAGCAUUUGAACUCGCAAACUUACAGACUGUACAUGCAAUUUGUUUAGAAUGCUAUACUGCUUUAUUUAAACCUCAAUUAUAGAAGUAAUUUAUUUUUAAAGUUCUGAGUUCAGGCAUUAUAAUAUAGUAACAGUAACUAUACUUUUUAACUGUAAAAAAUUUCACAAAAAUAAAUACAUAAAACAUGCAGAGUAGAAACCACAAAUGUAUAACUGGAGAAAGUUAUUAAAAAUCCUUUAAAAAAAAAAAGCAGCCUUCAUAUCAUCUCUUGCAGAGUAUGAUGGAAUCUAUAAAAGCAGCGCAGGUGCUCUGAAUCAGAUGUUUUUUUUUCUUUUUAAUGUACAUUUCAUAUCAAAAGCAAAACAGAUUGCUAAAUCCAGGAGUAUAUUAGCUCCAGUGCUGGUUUACAUUAUAGUUUAAUGCACUGUAAUGCAUUAAAACAGAUUACAAGCAUAUUAGUAAUAUUGGUACAGUAUGAGGUAUCAGACAAUUAAAUCAGAGUAACAUGACAUCACCUUAAAGAAUUCAACUCUGUAAUUGUUUGCACUCGUAUAUCAGUGCUCUGAUGACAACCACCAUUCGUUCACGCUGGGCUUAUGAUGUGUUUCUAUUCCCAUAUAAUAUGAAAAUGUUCCCCAUCUUUAACCAGUUAAAUUGACCUGUUCCAACUUUGAAUUGUGCAGAAAGGGUUUUUGAAAAUCUAUCAUUUCAAUUUUGAUCAGUCUGCCCCUAUGAUUUACCUAAAUUGAAUUAUUAAUAGUUAGUGACGUCUUUUAUAGUGAGGUUUCAGUAGCAGCAGGUUUCCAGAAUUAAUUUUUUUUUUUUUUUUUGCUUUGCAUGUAUUUGUGAAUUUUUUGUUUUUUUUGUUUUUUAAUACUUCUAUCAUAUCAAACCUAAUAUUUUGUUGUGUAAAUAUAUUUCUUGCUUUUAUUUCCAAGACCGGCAGCUGAACUGAUGCAUUUUAGCGUUUCUCCUGCCCUUUCUAACAGCUUGUUUUAUAGAAUCGAUCUGUUGUCUUGGUCUGUUUGAAAUCUUGUGUUUUAGUAUAAAAUCCCUUUUUAACAGAUCCUGAGCACUGUUCUGUUCUUGCCGUUGACCUUUGGGUUUACCCCUGCUGUAAGUCAGUCUGUCAUUUUUUGAGCAAUGGUGAAACCAGGACCUUAAGUAAGUCCAACUGCGAAAAGCAAUUGUUUUUUUUUUUUGUUGAUACCUGAUGCAUGUUUAAGGCUCAUUAUUUUUAAUAUUUUUGUAACCACAAACAUCUGGUUUAAUUUGGCUUAAAAAAAAUAUAAGGGAUGUUAUUAGCAAACACGUAGUUGAGUUUUUUUUUUUUUUUUUGGCAGUACACGAUGAGCAGGUGAUACAAGUAUCGCUUUGCUAAAUGAGCUUUCUUCCAAACCAUAUAAUGGCAAGUCUUUGAAUUUAGAACAACAUUGUAAAGCUGUCAUUACAUUUUCUUUACUUUUUAGUCUGUUCUUGUGCAUUUUCCUUAUCCAAAUGACUGGCUUUUUUCCUGUGACCUGAAGUACAAGUACCCAUCUUCGGUUUGACUGGAUUAAAAACAAAAGUACAUAAAAUUAUAA
This is a messenger RNA of Archocentrus centrarchus (flier cichlid), 3488 nucleotides long. It is a transcript of the gene npm1b, whose product is annotated as nucleophosmin 1b. Gene Ontology annotation, molecular function: chromatin binding; RNA binding; histone binding. The coding region runs from base 40 to 924 and encodes 294 amino acids. NCBI's taxonomy places the organism in Eukaryota, Metazoa, Chordata, Actinopteri, Cichliformes, Cichlidae. Gene Ontology annotation, cellular component: centrosome; nucleolus; cytoplasm. The transcript is spliced from 11 exons. The record is from RefSeq and is a predicted model, not a curated record. Gene Ontology annotation, biological process: ribosomal small subunit export from nucleus; ribosomal large subunit biogenesis; positive regulation of transcription by RNA polymerase II.